Hansenula anomala is the source of this 507-nucleotide messenger RNA. RefSeq names its product Put7p (gene PUT7). The record is from RefSeq and is a predicted model, not a curated record. Gene Ontology annotation, cellular component: mitochondrion. The annotation marks the transcript as partial. The transcript has a single exon. NCBI's taxonomy places the organism in Eukaryota, Fungi, Ascomycota, Saccharomycetes, Phaffomycetales, Wickerhamomycetaceae.
UAUGUUGAUACUAUGCAUAUUUAUAACCAAUUAAAGAAACUGGGAUUUAAUAAUGGACAGAGUGAUUUGAUAUUACAGUUGAUAAAUGAGAAUUUAACACAUCAGUUGAAUAAAAUGAAUGAAAAAUUUACAACAUCAAUGGAGAUGGAGAAUGAAUCUUAUUUAUUUGAGGCUGCACAAUCUGAACUAAGGAUUGAAAUUAAUACAUCAAGAGAAUUAGAUCUACAUACUUUAGAAAAUGAAAAAAAUUCGCUGGAUUUAUUAUUAAGAGAAGAAAGUGAAGAAUUGAACAAGUUUAUGAUUGUUAGUAAAAAUGAUACACAAGUUUUAAUCAAUGAUCAAAAUAGUGAAAAUACAUUGAUGCAAAAGGGUAUCAAGAUGAAGAUUAAAGAUUUAGAUAAUAAGAUUAGUACGAAUAUUAAUAGUGAUAUUAAAUCUGAUAUUGAAAGUUUAAGAUGGCAAACAACAAGAAGUGGGUUAUUUGCAAUUCUUGUCUUGGUCUUUUCU